Molecule: messenger RNA, 1471 nt
Organism: Etheostoma spectabile (orangethroat darter)
Lineage: Eukaryota; Metazoa; Chordata; Actinopteri; Perciformes; Percidae
Gene: lhfpl5b
Product: LHFPL tetraspan subfamily member 5b
Exons: 3
Coding region: 291-950 (219 amino acids)
Biological process (GO): detection of mechanical stimulus involved in sensory perception; sensory perception of sound
Cellular component (GO): plasma membrane
Source: RefSeq, a predicted model, not a curated record
AAUGUUAAGGUUUGGGAAGGACGUAGAGAAUGGUUAUCUUAUUUGUUGUUUCUUAUUCUUUCAAACCCUGACGUCAGAGCAACGUCAUUAGAGAGGUGAGGGUGCUGUCCAAGGUGCUGAAUCCUGAGCCAGGUCCUUCAAUGCAAAGCAGCCACAGAUGCAACGGGUGUUAGUGUGAUUGGGAUGUGGCGAGUUUAAAGACUCAGGACAUGUGGAUUGAGUUUUGAAAAAUGUUUAAAUUUACUGAAGACGGAUAUAAUUUGAGAAAUACUUAAGAGAAGCUCGCUAAAAUGGAUCUGCUUCCAGCCCAGGAAGCUGCGAAAAUCUACCACACCAACUAUGUGAGAAACUCUCGAGCCAUCGGCGUCAUGUGGGCCGUGUUCACCAUCUGCUUUGUCAUCAUCACCAUGGUGGUCUUCAUCCAGCCCUACUGGAUCGGGGACAGCGUCAACACCCCGCAGGCCGGCUACUUCGGCCUCUUCAACUACUGCAUCGGCAACGCGCUCACCUCGGAGCUCAUCUGCAAGGGCAGCGUGUUCGACUUCAGCUCCAUCCCUUCACCGGCCUUCAGGACCGCCAUGUUCUUCGUGGGGACCUCCAUGCUGCUGAUUGUGGGCACUAUGGUCUGCUUCAGCUUGUUCUUCUUCUGCAACGCCGGGAACGUCUACAAGAUCUGUGCGUGGAUGCAGCUGGCCUCAGCUGCGUUGAUGGUGAUGGGCUGCAUGAUCUACCCGGACGGCUGGGACUCUCCAGAGGUGAAAAGGAUGUGUGGUCAAAAGACGGAUAAGUACAGCCUGGGGAACUGUACGGUACGCUGGGCCUACAUCCUGGCCAUCAUCAGCAUCCUGGACGCCAUCCUCCUGGCACUUUUGUCCUUCACCCUCGGCAACCGGCAGGACAAACUGCUGCCAGAUGACUUCGAGGUGGAGGGAGGAGCAGAAAACCCCUGAUGAACAUAGACCUUCAGGAUCAGUGUGAUGCAGAUGCAGAUUCAAUGAACAAGCAUCCUGAGAUAUGAUGUAGUUUUGGUCAAACUACUCACCUGUCUUUUGGUUAUUUGAAAUGCAGCAGUUAUUUACUGCUUUAUAAUCCUGACAAGAACUGCAGUUUCAAAUAUGUAAAAACCUAAUAAAAAAGAGCUCAACACAAUCACUUUGUAUUGUAUGAACAUCUGUUUUUAUUGUAUGGUGUUGUACAGUUUUGUAAAUCAACAACUUACACAAAGUCUAUGUUCUUAAAUCUGACACUGAUGUAAUUUUAGUUUUUACCUAGGCUCAAUAGAUACUUUACUUUGAUAGGAUCAAUUUGGGACACCAUUGCAUAACAUCAGAUCUCACCUGUUCUAUGGUAAAAACAUUAUUAAACAGGUGGCAAUACAUACAACUGAGCUUGAACACAUCUUCCAUACUCUUUAUUAAAACACAGCUAUCCAGCUAAAUAUUCUUAGCGAAGAUAUAAGAUUUGUUAAAAA